Molecule: messenger RNA, 920 nt
Organism: Mastomys coucha (southern multimammate mouse)
Lineage: Eukaryota; Metazoa; Chordata; Mammalia; Rodentia; Muridae
Product: vomeronasal type-1 receptor 4-like
Exons: 1
Coding region: 3-920 (305 amino acids)
Biological process (GO): G protein-coupled receptor signaling pathway
Cellular component (GO): membrane
Molecular function (GO): pheromone receptor activity
Source: RefSeq, a predicted model, not a curated record
CCAUGUCUGCUCAUGAUAAAUCCCUGAAAACCACUGAGGAAGUGGCUCUUCAGAUCCUCUUGCUUUGUCAGUUUGGGGUUGGGACUGUGGCCAAUGUCUUUCUGUUUGUCCGUAAUUUCUCUCCACUCUUGACUGGUUCUCAGCAGAGGCCCAGGCAGGUGAUUUUAAGCCACAUGGCUGUGGCAAGUUCCUUGAUUCUUUUCCUCAUUACCUUUCAAAACAACAUGAUGGCUUUUGCUCCAAGAAAUCCUCAAACAGACCUCAAAUGUAAAAUAGUAUUCUUUACUUGUGUAGUAGCAAAAAGCACAAACUUGUGUUUCACCUGUAUCCUGAGUAUCCAUCAGUUUGUCACUCUUGUUCCUGUUAAUAGAGGUACAGUUUUACUUAGGCAAAGUGUCCCCAAUUUGGUGAGAUAUUCUUGUUACAGUUGUUGGUUUUUCAGUGUCUUAAAUAACAUCUACAUUCCAAUUAUGGUCACUGGUUCACAAAUAUCAGACAAUAACACUGACUCUAAGAGCAAGUUAUUAUGUUCCACUUCUGGAUUCAGUGUAGGCAUUGUCUUCUUGCAGUUUGCCCAUGAUGGUACAUUCAUGAGCAUCAUGGUCUGGACCACUGUCUCCAUGGUACUUCUCCUCCAUAGACAUCACCAACGAAUGCAGCACAUCCUCACUACCAAUCAAGACACCAGAGGCCAAGCUGAGACCAGAGCAACCCAUACUAUCCUGAUGCUGGUGGUCACAUUUGUUGGCUUUUGCCUUCUAAAUUUUAUUUGUAUCAUCUUUCAAAACUUUUUUAUAGAUUUUUAUACAUACAUGUGGCGUGUAUGUGAAGUUUUGGUAGUAAGCUUCCCCACAAUUUCUCCCUUAUUGUUGAUCUUUAGAGAUCCUAAGGAUCCUUGUUCUGUGCUGUUUAAAUGUUGA